ACAUGUCUCGCUGCAUUUGGCCAAAUCCUGCCUCGCCAAGUGCCCUCCACAUAUACAACUACGCCGUCCCAUGCCGUGGCGCAGACAAGCAACCUAUUUAUACGCCUAUUCAUUCCUACUUCCCCAAAGCCUGCAUACCGGCCCGUCACUCACUAACUUGGCCAUCCAAACAUAAAAGAGCCUCCAGCCAGCAGUCAUCGCUGCAUUUCUCCACCUCACAUCUACCAACAAAGCUGUACUUUCGUUACAACACUCGCUACUACCAAAACCUACAAUACAAACUCAUUCCAAUCUCGCCAAUCGAUAUCACAAUGCGUCUCACCCAACCUCUCGCUCUUACCGGCGCUUUUGCCUUCUCGGCCUAUGCCACGCCAAUUCCAGAGGGAGCUCAACAACAGUGUAGCUCAACAAUUACACCUGAGCAGCUUAUUGCCAUCGCACCCAAGACAGCCAGCUGCAAUGGUGCAGCUUUCCCCGACGAAUGCGCUGAUGCUGCUCGCGCUGCCCCAGCCAUCUCCGCCUCGUUCAAACAAUACCAGAUUGAAUCCAAAGGUGCUCAAGCAGCUUUGAUCGCAAUCAUGCUUUUCGAGAGCGGCUCUUUCCAAUUCAACAAGAACCACUUCCCCGGCCGCCCCGGACAGGGUACCAAAAACAUGCAGAUGCCCGAAUUCAACCGAGAGUACGCAACCGCAACUGUUGGCGCCGACAAAGUCGCCCUCGCUGAAGUCCCCAACAACGUCAACGCCACCGCCGAGGCUAUACUUGGACUUGUAAACAGCAAUGAUACUUUGAGCUUUGGCAGCGCCGCAUGGUACCUCAACACCAAGUGCGAUGUCAGCUUCAAGGCCAACCUGGCAGAUGGAAGCCAGAAGACCUGGGAUGAAUAUCUGACAGGGUGUAUUGAGACUACAGCUGACAAGGAAAGGGACGAUCCUUGGAUCGCUGCGAAGCGGGUUUUGAUGGUGUAA
Periconia digitata is the source of this 968-nucleotide messenger RNA. The record is from the annotation of a GenBank genome assembly. NCBI's taxonomy places the organism in Eukaryota, Fungi, Ascomycota, Dothideomycetes, Pleosporales, Periconiaceae.